Ascochyta rabiei is the source of this 810-nucleotide messenger RNA. RefSeq lists its product as uncharacterized. Gene Ontology annotation, molecular function: actin filament binding. The record is from RefSeq and is a predicted model, not a curated record. Gene Ontology annotation, cellular component: Arp2/3 protein complex; actin cytoskeleton; cytoplasm. NCBI's taxonomy places the organism in Eukaryota, Fungi, Ascomycota, Dothideomycetes, Pleosporales, Didymellaceae. Gene Ontology annotation, biological process: regulation of actin filament polymerization; Arp2/3 complex-mediated actin nucleation. The transcript has 4 exons. The coding region runs from base 1 to 810 and encodes 269 amino acids.
AUGGGCGGUUCCGCUCGAGAUGCCCGCCGCCAGCACGCCAAGAAGUCCAAGGUGGAGCUUCUGCACCCCACGACAUGGCGCCCGAGUUGCGACGCGACCUCACCUCACCUCCAGCUCCCCUGCCGCCCCCAACAACGCCUGGACAGCCGGCCGCCCUCACUCGACCCCCCGACCGCCCUCGCCUCGCCUCACCCCGCCCCGCCUCGCCUCGCCUGCGCCCUUUGCGUCCGCUGCACAACUGCCACCAUGGCCAACAUCAACUGGCGGACCAUCAACGUGGAUGCCCUGGACCCGGACAGCCCCGCCAACUUCGACCUUGGCUCCCUCACACCCGCCGUCGAGCCCAUAUCGACCGCCGACGUCCAGAACACCUCCCAGCAGAUACGGCAAUUGCUGAGGGGCGGAGACAACGAAGGCGCUCUCCAGGGUGCAUUGGAGUCCCCGCCCUACGGCGCCGACGACAAGGCCAAGGAAGUCUACCUCGCAAUCGUCCUCGAAGUCCUGCAGUCCAUUCGACAAGCCGAGAUUGCUCAAAUGCUGAGCCGCAUAUACGGUGCACCUGGCGGCACCGAAGCGCUGGACGUGCUGAUGAAGUACAUCUACAAAGGCAUGGCACAGGCCGCCCCAGCCAACAGCGCGCGCAACAACAUCACCCCACAAGCCACCGGCUUCUCGCAGGUACACUCGCGCGGAGGAGCCGAGGGAGGUGGCCAGGCCAUGAGUGUUUUGCUUAGCUGGCACGACAAGCUCGUCGAGGUAGCUGGUCCCGGCAGCAUCGUCAGGGUUAUGACGGACCGCCGUACUGUUUGA